UCCUGUUGCGUAGGCAGUGAGUGUACAGCAUGCGGUUUAUGCACUUCAUUUGUGCGUCAACAGGGUCACGCCGAGCCACGGUUGCACUUGAGAGGGGUGUUUCGCACUUUUUUUUAUUAUUUUCUCACUACUUACUUCUGGACGUCAUCUGUUAACGGGUUGAUUUUGAUUCCUACUGGAAGAGAUCAUAUAAAGCAAGCACAGUAGCACCGUCAUGGAUUGCUGUUCGGGCCUGCUGAUUGUACUGAUUUCCAUGACAGGAGCCUUAGCAUAUGUGGAGCAAAUAUGGGACACCAAUGAUAAUAUGGAUGAGUGGCAGAUUUUACAAGUCGAUUCUGACUCAGAUGAAUCCAAACAGUGGCAAAAGGUACAAGUCCUGAGUGCCUUCCAAACUUGCACUCUAGAGUCUGGGCAGGAAAACUGGCUUGUGUCGCCCCCUAUCCCCCUGCCGCCAGAACUCCCUUCAGGUGCAUUAUUACCAUUGCGCAUCCGUGUAUCUUUCCUUAUGCACGCCUGCGACUAUACACAAUACAGCUUGGACGAAUGCAAGAAUUACAUUCAGCUGUAUGCAGGGUAUUUCCCGCCAGGGACAAAUUCUAUCAACGCAUCCAGUCUAGACGCAGUCAACCUAAUUCAAGAUAUCCAGCUCCGUUCUCCGGGUGCCCCUGACAGCGUCGACGUCGUGUAUAACGCCAGCGCCGCUCGUGCACAAGGUUCCGUGACAGACCAAAUACGGAUUGCUCUUCGUGACCAGGGAAGUUGUACUCAAGGCCUGUCCGUAUCCGUUGCAUACUUCAUUUGCAUGCCUAUACAGGGAGUGCUAGUAUCAUUCCCCAAAUCAUUCCCAUCUACUUCGCCAGUGCAAGGCUCGUGUAUAAGUGGGGCGCAUCCUUCCAACCCGCCUUUGCAGCGAGUUUGCUCUUUUGACGGAUCUUGGUCACCUCAAAAUGGAAGAUGCGUUUGCAAACCUGGGUACAUAAGGACUGCUGCAGGCUGCGUCGAGACCAGUCCUUGCGAGUCGUACCCUUGCUUCAACGGCGGCACGUGUCAUGAAGAAAAUGGCGGCUUCCGNAUUAGCCAGACCAGUCCUUGCGAGUCGUACCCUUGCUUCAACGGCGGCACGUGUCAUGAAGAAAAUGGAGGCUUCCUGUGUGAGUGUUCAGUUGGAUUUGCCGGACAGACUUGUGAAAAUGGUAAUUAA
Lingula anatina is the source of this 1201-nucleotide messenger RNA. RefSeq lists its product as uncharacterized. NCBI's taxonomy places the organism in Eukaryota, Metazoa, Brachiopoda, Lingulata, Lingulida, Lingulidae. Gene Ontology annotation, molecular function: Notch binding; calcium ion binding. The record is from RefSeq and is a predicted model, not a curated record. Gene Ontology annotation, biological process: Notch signaling pathway.